AUUUAGGAACAGCUUUAUUUUCCACUAAAGAAGUUGAGGGAGUAAUUUUUUUCCAAAUUAGUUACUAUACUGUGAGACCAUUCUACUAGUAUGUGCUUUUUGGUCUUACUGUGUCUUCUUUGCCAGUUGCAAGCUAGAAAAGGAAGUUCCAGUCACAAGACAGACACAGCUGUGACUACAAUUACAAAUGCACGAAGAACAAGCAGGCCUCCAUCAAUAAUUAAAAGAAGUUUCAGUCGCAAGACAGAGACAUCUGUGACAAGAUCUACAAAUACACAAACAACACGUACGCCUCCAAUAACCAUUAAAGGAAGUUUCAGUCCCAAGACAGAGACUUCUGUGACAACUUCUACAAAUACAAGAACAGCAAGUAGGCCUCCAUCAACCCUUGAAGGAAGUUGCAGUCCCAAAACAGAGACAUCUGUGACAAGAUCUACAAAUACACAAGCAACACGUACGCCUCCAUUAACCAUUAAAGGAAGUUUCAGUCCCAAGACAGAGACAUCUGUGACAAGAUUUACAAAUACACAAAGAACACGUACGCCUCCAUUAACCAUUAAAGGAAAUUUCAGUCCCAAGACAGAGACAUCUGUGACAACUUCUACAAAUGCACGAACAGCAAGUAGGCCUCCAUCAACCAUUGAAGGAAGUUCCAGUACCAAGACAGAGACAUCUGUGACCAGAUCUACAAAUACACAAACAACACGUACGCCUCCAUUUACCAUUAAAGGAAGUUUCAGUCCCAAGACAGAGACACCUGUGACAACUUCUACAAAUACACGAACAGCAAGUAGGCCUCCAUCAACCAUUGAAGGAAGUUCCAGUCCCAGGACAGAGACAUCUGUGACUACAUCUACAAAUACACGGACAACAGGCAGGCCUGCAUCAACUUUUCAAGGAAGUUCGGUUUCCAACACAAAGACAUCCAUGACUACAUCUGCAAACACGGGAACAACAAGCAGGCCUUUAUCAACCAUUGAAGAUCCCUGCUUAAAGAAGCCUUGCACGAAUGGCGGAUCUUGUAACAGCAGAUCUGAGGGAUUCCACUGCAUUUGUCACUGGGGAUUCUCAGGGAAUGACUGUGCCAUUAAGGGAUGUCGCAGACCUCUGGGUAUGCAAAGUGGUGCAAUCGAAGAUUGGCAGAUCAGUGCUCGUGACCAUAUCUAUAAACCCAGUCCUGGGAGACUGCUUCUUGAUGUGGCAAGAAGGGAUGGGGACGCUUGGAAACCCUACUGGAGUUAUAGAGGCGUAUGGUUUCAAGUUUACCUCCAUAACGAAUAUACUUGGGUAACUGGUAUAGCCACACAAGGAAGCGUAACAACAUACUUCCUGCGUUAUUGGGACCAUAGAGGUCGUUGGUACAAGGAAAAAGGACAAAGAUAUGCCAAGGAGUUAACCGGAAAUAUGGACAGAAACACUGUUUUUCUUAACAAACUGGAGACACGCAUCAGAACAAGCUUCAUCCGUAUUUAUCCAUGGACUUGGCGAAUGACCAUAGAAAUAAGAAUGGAGCUGUAUGGUUGUAAAGACGAGUGUUUGAGGUACAAGCCAUGUAAGAAUGGAGGUACAUGCGUUCCUGAUUACAUCAACGAGAACUACACGUGCAUUUGUCCUGAGGAGUUUUACGGGGAUACCUGCAGAUUAGGUAACUUAUGCAAGCUUACUAAGCCUUGCUUAAAUGGAGGUACCUGCUCACCAAUCAGAUACUGGCCUUAUUUCCAAUGCAAUUGUUCUUCUCCUCACAUUGGAUUCAACUGCAGAGCCCGAAUAGACGAUCCGUGUUCAGGUCCACACAACAAGCCUUGCAAAAAUGGUGGAACAUGUACGAAGCAGACAAACGCAGUAGGAUACACAUGCAAAUGUACAUCGGAGUAUAUUGGGUUUGACUGCAGCUUCCUGAAAGACGAUCCUUGUUUUCCUAACCCUUGUCAAAACGAUGGAAAUUGCACCAGGGACGAUGGUCAGAAGAAUUUUAUUUGCAACUGUGCCUUUGGGUAUACUGGUAGAAAAUGUCGGAACCUGAUAGUUCAUGGGAACUGGAGUCACUGGACACCAUGGCCAAACUGUAACAAGCCGUGUAACAAUGGAACAAGAACAAGGAGGCGCGCAUGUGAUAACCCUAGCCCAGCUUUUGGUGGAAACCAAUGCGAAGGUUUAUCCUCUGAAACUGAACCCUGUAACCAAAACAAAUGUCCAGUCGAAAUUGUGAACUACCAGGUUAAGUUAAGAGGUGAACAAUGGGAAGAUUCUCUUGCAGAUCUUGGGAGUGAAGACUACGCAAAACUUGUGGAUAGAAUAAAAGAUGCUGUUAACGACUUAUACUACAGACGAGAUGAAAACGUAACAGUUGAUGCACUAAAUUUCCGGCAAGGAAGUGUUAUCUCAAGUUUCAACGUCACGUACCAGAGCAUAGACUCGUUACAGAUUGUCUCUCUACUGGAGGAAAUAGAGGAAGGAAAACUGGGGCACAUAUUUGCUGAGUUACUCAAAAUCACAACCCGUAACGUCCCAGAAAAAGCCCCUGAAAUGCUGGUAGCCAAGAGUACCACUUCGACAAGUAUUCACCUAACGUGGAAAAACGUUGCAGAACAUUCUGCUAUAAAGGGCUAUGUAAUCUUGUACAAAGAAGUCAAUAAAAAAUUCCACACUGAUACCACGAAGUCAGUGCUACCACAUCAAAAUAGUAAAGUGCUAGAGGGUUUGAAAAUGUUCAAAAACUACACCAUCCGCGUUUUUGCUUUUACGAGAAGUGGAAACGGAGUACCAAGUGAAGCUCACAAUGUUAGAACUCAAGAGGAUGUGCCGAGUGAGCCGCCACCUGACAGUGUUGUCAAAUCCACAAGUUCAAGUACAAUCAAUGUGUCCUGGAGACCAAUCAACCCAGCUUUCAUACACGGGAUACUUGUGGGAUACGAAGUUAGAUAUGCCAAGGAUGACGAUACACCGGAAUGGAAAAAUAAGAUAGUUGAUUCCGACAAAGACGAGACAGUUUUAAGUGAUCUGGAAUAUUUCACUCCAUACCAGGUUGUGAUCUGCGCAAGGACUUCUAAAGGGUGUGGAAAAAAUGUGUCUCACUCUGCUACCACAUUUGGUGAUGUACCCAGUAAGCCUCCGCAAAACGUGACGGCUGAGAAAUUAAAAGCAGCAGAAUCCAUCAACGUCACCUGGAAUGAAGUGCCUUUUAGUCACGUCAAUGGUCUGUUGAUGGGAUAUUCCAUAAAGUACCGAAGGGUUAAGACAGCCGAAGUAAAUGUAGUUCAUUCAGUGGAGGAGACAGCUGUGGCGAAGUCAAAUGAUCUCUGGAUAGUACUCACUGUUCAAACCUACUCGGUUUAUGCAAUCAGAGUGGCGGCCUUUACGCAGAAAGGCCUGGGACCGUAUAGUGAAUAUGAAUAUGGUGAGACCUGUCGCUGCCCAAAGAUCAUUUACACAAACUAUUGGUCAACUCCACCGUAUUUAAAAGUGAAUCAAGAAGACAACACAAUGGAUGGCAUUUUUAGCCACAUUGUCACAGAUAUGAUUUAUACAGCUUGCGGAGAAUGUCUUGCAUACGGUUCCACUGAAAUCGACAUAACUUCAAACGGAAAUAAACAGCCAUCCGCCAAGGAAAGCCUUGUAGACGUUCUUGGUGACAUCCAUGACGUUCCACAGAUAAGUUUCCCAAUCUAUGGCAACAAAUACGUUACAAGAUUUGGGGGGGUUCACGCUUAUGUUAACCUUGUGGAGUCCCCAGGAUUGGCUUUUGUAGCUGCGAAGAGGAUUCCGGGAGCGGCUGCAACGAACAUGAUAAACGCUGUGUUUUCUUGCUUUCCAUUGGUGAUACUGUCAGCAUGUAUGUCGUUUAUUUCCGGUUUUAUUAUUUGGCUUUUGGAUACCAAGAACAACCCGGGAGAAUUUCCAACCAGUUUUCCAAAAGGUGUAGGUGAGGGAUUCUGGUGGUCAUUUAUCUCCAUGACGACCGUUGGUUAUGGAGACCGCUCACCCCGUUCUGUUCCUGCCCGUAUGUUUGGAAUCGCAUGGACCCUCACAGGACUCGUUAUCAUCUCAAUUCUUGUUGGUGCAAUUGCGUCGGCGCUGACUUCCGUCACGGUCAAAUACCCAGUAAUAUUGUAUGGCUCAAAGGUAAGUUUCGAUAGCAAAGCCAUAACAGUUUUCCUGUACACGCUAGACAACAGGCUAAAAGGUUUUGCUCAUCUUUUUUACCAACCACUUGAGACCUUACGCUGCUUAUACACGAGUUGCAUAACAAGAUGUAGCUAUUGUAUAGCUAAUGAUCUCGGUACAGAAAUAGCUCCAGCUGCAGUGUAAAAAUUCCUGAGACGAACGCGAACGUCAGAACCUUUUUGAAACAUUGAGCUACUUUUCUGUUUAUACUUCUUUUCUAUUUUUCACAACUCAUCUGAAGCCAACAUUCUUCCAUCGCUAAAUUUUUAUAUCAAUACUGGACUUAAAAUAUUUAAAACUUAGGAA
Messenger RNA from Stylophora pistillata, 4470 nucleotides. RefSeq lists its product as uncharacterized. The record is from RefSeq and is a predicted model, not a curated record. Gene Ontology annotation, biological process: heterophilic cell-cell adhesion; establishment or maintenance of epithelial cell apical/basal polarity. Gene Ontology annotation, molecular function: protein binding; calcium ion binding. Gene Ontology annotation, cellular component: plasma membrane; protein-containing complex. NCBI's taxonomy places the organism in Eukaryota, Metazoa, Cnidaria, Anthozoa, Scleractinia, Pocilloporidae.